CCACAACCACCCUAUAGCCAAUAUCAAACGGCAACCAGUAAAGGCCGGGCAAAGAAAAGAAGAGAAGAGAAGGCAGCAAAACUACACUAAGAUAAAAUGCCCCAACGUCCUAAGCCCCGCGUGGUCAUGAAUCCCCAAUCCCUUCAGUCCCAGCCUCCCCGGCGCGGUCUCCCCGUGCAAGAUAUUCGGCAGACGAAAGAAUAUAAAGUCGCUGCGAGGCGGUAUGUUUUCCUUUCCUUUCCUUUCCUUCCUUGCUUUUCUUUUCUUUUCUUUUCGUUCUUGUUUCUUUUUUCUUUGGUUUUUUUUUAUUUACGGGGUUUGGGUUGGGAUGUAGUUGGGUGUUUGGGGUGCUUUGUUUUUGAAGUUGUUCGGGUCAGCUGAUGAUGGGAUGGUAGAUGGCUUUCGACGAUCGUGGCGUUGCCGAUUUUGAUGUAUACUUCUUAUGUGCUUUAUGAGAGGAGUGAGUUUUCUUUCUUCUUUUCUUUCUUUAUUUUUUUUUAUUCGUGGUAGAAGGGGGGAAUGC
This is a messenger RNA of Aspergillus alliaceus, 523 nucleotides long. RefSeq lists its product as uncharacterized. The coding region runs from base 97 to 381 and encodes 94 amino acids. The record is from RefSeq and is a predicted model, not a curated record. NCBI's taxonomy places the organism in Eukaryota, Fungi, Ascomycota, Eurotiomycetes, Eurotiales, Aspergillaceae. The transcript has a single exon.